CUCUGGGUUGGCUGAGUCGGUAUUCUCUCCGUGAGGGUGCGGAUAAUAGGCCAGCCCCGUCCCAGUCUGAUGAGGAUGGUGGGUGUGAAGGUGAUCACGAACGACACGGAGUUCCAGCUUGAGCUUAGUGCUGCUGGCUCCCGCCUGGUCGUGGUGAAGUUCACUAUGCGGGGGCUUCCUGCCGCGACCUCGUUUCCAUUAAGGCGGAAGAGAGAGAGCUGGGCCUGACCCGCUGAGAAGUCGCCCUGUUAUCUGGCCUUGCUGCUCCUGCCCUGGUAUGGAGUUGAGGAGGCUUUUCGGGGCCUAGAGAACGUCUGGGGACCUUGAGAGGGUUUGGGUAUCUUUGUUUAUUUGUGAGUUACCAAGACUUUGGCUUCUGAUAAAAGAUGCUGAAGCUAUACCCAUUAGAUGGAAAAUAUGAAAUUAAUAGAUGAAGCUAAUCAUGUGAUAUUGAAGUUGUCUGAUGAAAGUGGGAAUUAACACUUCGUGAUGUGUUUCUAAAUGUUAUUCUUAAUUGUAUCACCAGGAUUGCUCACUAUCCAUCAGCCAGAUGUGGCCCUUGUUUAAGGAUAGCUUCAGCUUUCAGUUCUCUGAGUAACAAAUAUCCCCAGGCAACUUUUUUGGAAGUUGAUGUGCAUCAAUGCCAGGGAACAGCUGCUACCAAUAAUAUAUCAGCAACACCAACGUUUCUCUUUUUCCGGAACAAAAUGCGAAUUGACCAGUAUCAAGGAGCAGAUGCUGUAGGUUUAGAAGAAAAAAUCAAGCAGCACCUGGAGAAUGAUCCUGGCAACAGUGAAGAUACAGACAUCCCAAAAGGAUAUAUGGAUUUAAUGCCAUUUAUCAAUAAAACUGGCUGUGAAUGUCUUAACGAGAGUGAUGAGCAUGGAUUUGACAAUUGUUUACGUAAAGACUCUACCUACUUGGAAUCAGACUGUGAUGAGCAGCUGCUAAUUACUAUAGCUUUUAGUCAACCGGUCAAGCUUUAUUCUAUGAAACUUCAGGGGCCAGAUAACGGGCAAGGUCCAAAGUACAUUAAAAUCUUUAUCAACCUUCCUCGAUCUAUGGAUUUUGAGGAAGCAGAAAGAAGUGAACCAACUCAAGCUCUGGAGCUGACACCAGAUGAUAUUAAAGAAGAUGGUAUUGUCCAGCUUCGCUAUGUAAAAUUUCAGAAUGUUAACAGUGUAACUUUGUUUGUCCAAUCCAAUCAUGCUGAUGAAGAAACAACAAGAAUUACGUACUUUACAUUUAUUGGAACUCCAGUCCAAGCAACAAAUAUGAAUGACUUCAAGCGAUUGGCAAAAAAGGAGAGAGCCACUAGGACACAGAAGACACUGGAAGGCCUUAUUGCAAUCAAAGAUCUUCACUUUUAUCUGCAACUCCUGGAUAGGUGCUUGACCAUAACCAGGGACUGUCAAUCUGUUUAAUUUAAUGCCAUUACCAAUAAAUCAUUGCUUUUGUUGACAUAGAUUACAAUAUAUACACACUAGGGAAACUUCCUACACAUGUUUGUAAAUAAAAUUCAUUACUUCUUCCAAGUUUACAUAUUCUAGGAAUUGUGCCUCUUCCUUUGUUCCAUUUAAAUGUCAGAAUUUGACUGGCUUAUUUUUAGAAACAAAAGACAGAAUGUAGCUUACAUUUGUUCAGAGAGUUUAAAAAGUCAAAAUUAAAACAUCAAUAGCCUUCAGACAUAAUCUAAAAAUAAAAUCUAAGCUACUUUCCUAUAAGAACAAGUGAAAACUUGGGAUCAUUCUUCCCACAAACUACAGAUACUUUUCAUAUAGGAGUAACUUUACCUGUUUGGGAAAUUUCCAUUUCCCUCCCAACCUCAGAAAACAAAGGAGAAAGCAUAUUUUUAGUGACCAUUCCAUUAACUUGAAGAUUUGUCAUAAAUGGCCUCCUGAUAUUAGCUGUUUGGCACUGAGAAUUUGUGUGUCUUAUUGAAAGUGUUUAGGUUUUUCAAUAUUACUAGAAAAUGCUGACCUGGUUUCCCAGACAGAGUAGCAUGCUGUGCAGUUAGAUAGAUGUUUGUGCACCCCACCUGAAUGUAAAUUCUUUAUUUAUUGUGUGAGUUUUCUCUCUGGAGCUUGAUAAGAAAUGUUUACUGCAAAUAUCAAUUUUGCAUAUUAGUUGGAAUUCCUAUACUACUUUGGUAAAUUUUCUUAGAAUUGUGCCAUAAGCAUUGAUCACCACCACAUACCAAGAAUAUUGUGUAAAUUCCCAGUAGAACUUGCUUAAGUAUUUUAAUUGGCAUAAUUAAUUAAUUUGUAAAGUUAAAUUUGUUACAUUUCUAAUUGGCAUAAAUCCCACUAAGGUUUAAAUCCUGUCUCAAUUGUCAUUCCUUCCUGUUAGCAGGUAUUUGCUCCAAACAGAAAAUGACAUUGUCUAGAGAAGCCUCUGAGAGGUGGGCUUUUUUUUUCCCCCUGUAUCACUUCCUUCUCCCUGGUAUUUCUCUACUUCCUUCUCCCUGGUGUAUUUCUCUACAGUCCACAGCAUGUGAUGAUGACUCAGUUUCUUUUGUACCUCCUUCAGGGGGAGGGGUGAGGUGUAAGGUAUGUGAUGCACAGAAUAGAACUGAAGGCAAUGUGAAUAACUUCCUGUUAAUAAUUUUGUAUGCUAGUUACCUUUUGUGGGUUCUUAAGUGCCUCAUCUUAAAUAUGGCUUACCUCAUAUUUAUACCUGAGAGAUUUGAUAAUCACUACAUUAUCUUUGUAAAAGAUUAGUCAAAUAUAUAGGAUUUGAGACUU
Molecule: messenger RNA, 2744 nt
Organism: Colius striatus (speckled mousebird)
Lineage: Eukaryota; Metazoa; Chordata; Aves; Coliiformes; Coliidae
Product: thioredoxin-like protein 1
Exons: 10
Coding region: 708-1424 (238 amino acids)
Source: RefSeq, a predicted model, not a curated record